CGUCAAUCCGCCAUGUUGGCAUCUUUUUUGUUUAUAAAUAAAAACAGUAUAUUUUAUAAAUCUGCUCUUUUUGAAUCUGUCCAUUAACAAUCAGUAUCAUUCUCCAUAUUUCCUGAAUUAAAUAUUUUGUUAGUGGCCAUCCUCAAACUGUGUAUUCAAACAUAUCCUUCCCGUUUAUCUCCAAAGCCCCAAAAUGACUUCAGCCCUUUACUUGGAGCACUAUCUGGACAUUCUAGCUGGUCUUGUCUCCACAGGUUUAGAACAUUUGCCCAAUGAGCUGCAAAGAAACUUUACCCUUAUGAGUGACUUAGAUAAAAGGGCUCAGGGACUUAUGAAAAACAUUGAUGCCCUUGCGGAUGAGUAUUUGCGCAACAUUAAAUCCCUGAGUGGGGACGAACAGAAGGAGCAACUGGAUAAAAUUCAGAACAUGUUUAAUAAAGCGAAGGAACUGGGAGACGAUAAGGUACAGUUAGCAAUACAGACUUAUGAGCUGGUGGAUAAACAUAUAAGAAGGUUGGACAAUGAUUUGGCAAGGUUUGAGUCUGAGAUUCAAGAUAAGGCAUUGAAUUCAAGGAAUAUUGAUGAACCAUCAGUAGGGAAAAAAGGCAGGAAAAAAAUUAAAGAUGGUAAAACGGACAAGAAAAAACGUUCAGGCAAUUCCAGUGAGGAGGAUUCUUCGGGUACAGUAAGGGGCCAGAAGAAGAAGAGGCAGAAGGGAGGAGGAUCUGACAAGGGAACAGGAGCUUCCAGUGGGGCCAAAGUUUCGGCAGGUGAGGUGGCAGAAGCUGUUGCAGCAGUUUUACCGGGAUUGGCAGGCAUAGCGCAUCCUAGUGAUGUCUUGGAUAUGCCAGUGGAUCCAAAUGAGCCCACAUAUUGUUUAUGUCAUCAAGUGUCAUAUGGAGAGAUGAUUGGAUGUGACAAUCCUGAUUGUCCAAUCGAGUGGUUCCACUUUGCUUGUGUCCAGUUGACUACAAAGCCCAAAGGAAAAUGGUACUGUCCGAAGUGUAUACAGGACCGAAAGAAAAAAUAGGAUAUUUUCAAUUUAAUGAAAUGUUGGCUGUUUUUUUUUUGUAAUUGUCAGUAGAGUAAUUGGUUAAUUUUUCUAAGUGUAAAAUAUUGUCCAGGAAUAAAAAGAUUUAUUUAA
This is a messenger RNA of Anthonomus grandis grandis, 1144 nucleotides long. RefSeq names its product inhibitor of growth protein 5 (gene Ing5). The transcript is spliced from 6 exons. Lineage: Eukaryota; Metazoa; Arthropoda; Insecta; Coleoptera; Curculionidae. Gene Ontology annotation, cellular component: nucleus. Gene Ontology annotation, biological process: regulation of DNA-templated transcription. The coding region runs from base 194 to 1030 and encodes 278 amino acids. The record is from RefSeq and is a predicted model, not a curated record.